Nothoprocta perdicaria is the source of this 2002-nucleotide messenger RNA. RefSeq names its product ETS variant 5 (gene ETV5). Gene Ontology annotation, molecular function: sequence-specific DNA binding; DNA-binding transcription factor activity, RNA polymerase II-specific. Gene Ontology annotation, biological process: cell differentiation; regulation of transcription by RNA polymerase II. Gene Ontology annotation, cellular component: nucleus. The record is from RefSeq and is a predicted model, not a curated record. The coding region runs from base 1 to 1524 and encodes 507 amino acids. NCBI's taxonomy places the organism in Eukaryota, Metazoa, Chordata, Aves, Tinamiformes, Tinamidae. The transcript is spliced from 12 exons.
AUGGACGGCUUCUACGACCAGCAGGUGCCCUUCAUGGGGCCCGGGAAGGCCUGUGCCGAGGAGGCCCGCGGGCGCCCGGGUGGCGAGCGCAAGAGGAAGCUGCCGGAGACCGACCUGGCGCACGACUCGGAGGAGCUCUUCCAGGAUCUCAGCCAGCUGCAAGAGGCCUGGCUAGCUGAAGCUCAGGUCCCCGAUGAUGAGCAGUUCGUCCCUGAUUUCCAGGCCGACAACUUGGUCCUGCACGCGCCACCUCCGGCGAAGAUCAAGCGAGAACUGCACAGCCCUUCCUGCGAGCUGUCGUCCUGUAGCCACGAGCAGGCUCUCUGUGCUAACUAUGGAGACAAGUGCCUCUACAACUGCUGUGCCUACGACAGGAAGCCCCCCGCCGGGUUCAAGCCAUUAACGCCGCCCGCGGCGCCUGCGUCCCCGGCGGGCUCGGCGCUGCCGCCGCCGCCCGUGCCCGCGGCUGCCGCGCACGGCGCCCCGGCCGCGCCGCUGCGGGGGGCCCCGCCGGGCGCGCGGCCGCUGCAGGACGCGCGGCAGCCGCCCUUCGCCGUGCCCCGGCCGCCUCACCCCCCGCUGCACAUGCCAAAGAUGAUGUCCGAAAACCAAUACCCCGCGGAGCACAGGUUUCAGAGGCAGAUGUCGGAGCCCUGCCAGCCCUUCCCGCCGCAGCCCGGCCUCGCCGGUGACAACCGCCCCGUGUACCAGCGGCAGCUCUCGGAGCCCCUGGGCCCCCCCGGCGCCCCCCGGCCCCCUCAGGGAUUCAAGCAGGAGUAUCACGAUCCCCUGUACGAGCAGGGGGGCGCCGGCCUGGCCGGCCCCCCGCCCGGGCCUGCCUUCCCCCAGGCGCCCAUGGGCAUUAAGCAGGAGCCCAGGGAUUACUGCAUUGACUCAGAAGUGCCUAACUGCCAGUCCUCGUACCUGCGAGGCGGGGGCGUCUUCCCCGGCAGCCAUGACGGAUUCCCCUACGAGAAGGACACACGAUUGUAUUUCGACGACACGUGCGUGGUACCGGAGAGGCUGGAAGGCAAGGUGAAGCAGGAGCCCACCAUGUACCGCGAGGGCCCCCCGUACCAGCGGCGCGGCUCGCUGCAGCUCUGGCAGUUCCUGGUCACGCUCCUGGACGACCCUGCCAACGCUCACUUCAUCGCCUGGACAGGCCGCGGCAUGGAGUUCAAGCUCAUCGAGCCCGAGGAGGUAGCGCGCCGCUGGGGCAUCCAGAAGAACCGGCCCGCCAUGAACUACGAUAAGCUCAGCCGAUCUCUACGCUACUACUACGAGAAGGGCAUCAUGCAGAAGGUGGCCGGCGAGCGGUACGUCUACAAGUUCGUCUGCGACCCCGAUGCCCUCUUCUCCAUGGCCUACCCCGACAAUCAGCGCCCCUUCCUCAAAGCGGAGCCCGACUGCCCCGUGGCCGAGGACGACACCUUGCCGCUGACGCACUUCGAGGACAGCCCCGCGUACCUCCUGGAGCUGGAUCACUGCGGCGGGCUCCCCUACGCCGAGGGCUUCGCCUACUGACUUGGCCACCCAGCUGCUGGAGCCACCAGUGCUAGCAAAAUCCUGCCUGGGCGAGCAAGGGCCACGGUUUUAUAAAGAAUUAUGUUUUUUUUUUUCUUUUUUUUUUCCUUUCUUUUUUUUUUUGUUGCUGUUCCUAUCAGAAGAAACUCCAAGGAAGCACGUGCAGAGUGCGAACGGAGGGAUCUAAACGCUGGUGCACGUCACCGUUGACUUCCCGACCUCCCCCCUGUCCAAGGGCUAGCAUGUAGGACUGCCCGUGGCUGACACCUCCUGCCGAGCACCACCGCGGUGCUGGCUGUGGGGGUAGAUGCUGUUGGAGGGAGGUCUCUGAUACAGGCGGCGAUGGGUUCCUCCGUGCCCGACCGUCACGACAAUCUGCUUCAUGCUGCUCCCGACCUGCGUAGCUGCCUCGGGCAUUGGAAAGGGCUUCGAUUUGCACAGUUGCUGUGGGGCUUCUUGAGGGAUGAAAAGCUGGGGA